Molecule: messenger RNA, 3863 nt
Organism: Notolabrus celidotus (New Zealand spotty)
Lineage: Eukaryota; Metazoa; Chordata; Actinopteri; Labriformes; Labridae
Gene: rcan3
Product: regulator of calcineurin 3
Exons: 5
Coding region: 232-942 (236 amino acids)
Biological process (GO): calcium-mediated signaling
Cellular component (GO): cytoplasm; nucleus
Molecular function (GO): nucleic acid binding; calcium-dependent protein serine/threonine phosphatase regulator activity
Source: RefSeq, a predicted model, not a curated record
AUCAAACAGAGUCCAAUAAUCCCGUAAAAACAAACACCGAAGCGCAUAGACAUCUGACAGCAGGCAGAAACAACCAAGCAUAUUAAAUUUGUGUUAUUAAAAAAGUCUCAUCAGAGUAUCGUGCAUUUUGACUGCGUGAAAUGGGUUGUUCCGGCCACUUUCACUAAAAGAAGUCUGCCUCCUGUGGUCCUCACCUACCUGUCUGCUGCCUCCUCAAGGGCUUCCAUCAACAUGCUGAGAGAGAGUUCCAAGGCAUGGAGCAACGGCUCCGAGGCCUACAGCAGUGACCCUGAAGAAGACGAGGAAGAGGAAGAGGAGAUGGUGUUUGGGGAGACUGACCAGGAAAGCAUGGCAGAGGAGAUGAUGGAUUUGAGCGACCUCCCAACAGCACUCUUUGCAUGCAGCGUCCAUGAAGCUGUGUUUGAGGAGGAUGUUCACAGGGAGAGAUUCGAGGCGUUGUUUAGGAUCUACGAUGAACAGACGACUUUCCAGAUGUUCAAAAGCUUCCGAAGAGUCCGGAUCAACUUUAGCACCCCAGAGGCAGCAGCCCGCGCUCGCAUCGAGCUGCACGAGUCUGAGUUCAACGGCAAGAAGCUCAAACUCUACUUCGCGCAGAUCCAGAACGGCGAAGAGGACAUCGACAAAUCGUACCUGGCCCCCCCUCAGCCCGUCAAACAGUUCCUGAUCUCACCACCUGCCUCGCCACCUGUGGGCUGGAGCCAGAGUGAAGAUGCUACACCUGUCAUCAACUACGACCUGCUGUGUGCAGUAGCUAAGCUAGGACCUGGAGAAAAGUACGAGCUUCAUGCAGGCACAGAGUCCACCCCCAGCGUGGUCGUCCACGUGUGUGAGAGCGAGACAGAGGAGGACGAGGCGGCGCGGCCAAAGCAGCAGAUUGUCCAGACCAGACGUCCCGAGGGACCCCCGAAAGUCUUCAACUAGAGAGGCCUCCCCGCGACACCGGCGCGGCCCCCGACCGCCCCUUAACAAAAACCUGCGACACACCUGCCCUCUCUCUCUCGUCUCUGCACUCACAGAGAGCGUUGAUGCCCCUCAUUUCAGUUCAACUACAAGCAAAAACAAAAACCAACAAACAUUGCUCUAGAGACGGUGUUUGUGGGGAGCGUGGCGAUGGAAUGAGGCGGCUUGAAGGGGAUGGAUGAGAAUCACACACACACUCAUCACAUUCUUGCGGACAGCGUGGGGAGCGGUGGGCAUGCUUUGCCUCCAAUCCCACCAACCCCCCUUUCUGCAAGAGGGAUUGGGAAUAUACCUGUCCCAACGCAGGCACCUGUCACUUUUCACACACACUCAGCUCUCUUUGCUAGUCAGUAUCUUGCUAGUUAGUUAGCUUGUUAGCUUGUACCUCUCCUUUCGUCUCACUGUUGUUCUGCCAUACCUCUCCACAAAGACAUUUUUCUUCUUCUUCCUUUUUUUUUACUAUGAAUUGUGUUCUCAGACUACACACACACAUACACACAUAUGUGUGAAUUUGUUUUCAUUUAUUUGCAUAUCUGCUGGUUUGUCGCUUCAGCUUGCAUCAAGAUUGAGUGUGUGAUGUUCCCGCUCUUGUCUGCAUGUAUAUACUGUAUAACAAAAAAAUACGUACAGAAACACAAAUACUAACAAGAUAUAUCAAGAAAAAGGAACUUAUUUAACAUCACACACAGCACGAAGCGCCAUAUGUGACUAACAAAGUUGUGGUGGUUGUUUGAUUCUUGUUUUUUCUUUUCUUUUUUUGGCUUGAUUUUGCUUUUUGUCUUUUUAUUUGGAGAGGUGUUGUUUUUUUCGCUGAACUACUUCGAUGUGUAUUCUUACUAUGUAUUUGAUACCCCAAUACUUUUUGCAUGCUUAGUUAUUUCCGUAGAUGAGGAGCUGAGGUGUUUUUUUAUUGAUGUUUGUGAAGAAACAGGAAAUAGUGUGACGCUUUUGAUGAAAGUGCAUAUCCCUGCACGGAGUUUAGAAACAAUGAUUUUGUUCUUUUGUAAGACUGACAGUUCAGUAUUCAACUUGAUGGCAAAUCAGCACUCAUCUCUUUUGAUGGGAUUUGACGAAUCAGAGACAGUUCAUCCCCCUCUUUUUCUUCAAGGGGUUUGGAAAGCUGAUUUUUUUUUUCUGUUGUAUUUCACAUCUUUGAUGUCUUUUGUUUGAUGAACCCACCUUUUAUGUGUCAGGAUUUUCUUCUGAAACCAUUUACUAAUUGGGUUUUUUGCACAGAGUAUCUCUUGAUAUCCCCCAGCAUUGGCAGAGCUCUUGGCCGUCUCCUGCUGCGCACCAGAAAUUAAAACUGUGCUGCUUCUUGCUGUAAAUAUCUGAGCAGUAGAUUUGUGAAAUAGUCCAUCUAGAUUUUGUAGUUUACCUGAAAGCAUUUUGCUGAGAAGGGAAAAUUUGAUAGCCUCAUGAGAUACCAACCAAAGCAUUCACUCAACUCAUACGUCACUCAUUUUUCCAUGAUUUACUCAUAUACUAUGUAAGUUGGCAGAAAGAGGUCAAAGUUACACAUUACAACUGCAACUUUCAAUUUUAUUUUUGCACUAAUUCCUUUUAGCAAUCAGUUUAAACUCAAACAUAAACUCCAAAUACUUUUCCUUUUGUCUGGUUAAUCCUCCACAAAUCUCCUCAUCAUAUCAGUGAAUAUUUUACCGCUUCAAAAGCAACAUAGAUCAAUUUUCCUCACAAAGCUUUUGGGUGUCAGCAGUGAGUCUAAACCUUAUCUGUCAUUAGGCAGCAUGAAAUCUAACGUGACUAUUUUUGCUAUGUAAAAAAUUUAGUGAGCAAAAGAGAAGUCUGUCUGCAUGUGAGCACUUUAUCGUCAGUGUUUUGUUUGUUUCCUUCUUCUAAAACAGACAAGCACAUAGCAUUUCUCUCUCUCUUUUCUGUUCUUUCUUUUUCUUUAAUCUCAAGCUGAUCACCUGGUUAGCCUUUCCACCAGCAUUCUGCAGUGAGAGAAAACACUCCACUUCCUUUUUGCUUGGGUGAAUUUCAGAGAAUUUCAGGCCUUCUAGAUAAACGUGAGUGAGCUGCUGUAAAGAUGUAGACAGAAAGUACUGUGAUAGACUUUAAAUGAAGCAGGAUGACACUACAAAACAAAAUCAAAGGCUUUGUUUGCGUGUUUGUCGUCAAGAAACAUUCAUUUUAUCUUGUGAGAAAGAAGUUCUUUUUGAAAAGUGUGGCGUUGUCGGAGUGCAGUUUUAUUGGCACUACUGUAAAGCUGUUGCGGCUAUCUAAGCAGACAGCAGAUUGGAGGAACUACUGAGGCGGGUGAUGAAAAAGAGGAAGCAGCGGGAGGAAGACACUCGUGAAGAUUUUUUUACUCUCUGUGGUCAUGGUGUUUCAAACUGGGUGCAUUAUGGUCACAGUUGAAAUGAAAAUGUAUAUUUAUGUACAUAUGCCAAGUGUUUUUUUGUUGCUGAGGCCAGUCCCAGUGUGCAGUUUGUUACGGCUUCUCUUGGCAAUGUUGUAAUGGAAAAAAGAAACACAAAAAAAAUCCAAAAUGUUUAAUAACGUCCUUACAAUGCUCAAUCAAAAACAAACUGUCAUUGUGUUGUGUUCAACAUGGACUCUGUUUGAAUGUUUCUUUUAUUUCUGGGGAACGUCUACUAAAAAGGUCAAUAAUGCCGUUCGUCACUGUUGUACUGUUUCUGUUGAAAUAUGAAUAUUGUGUCUUGUAUUGUAGGAAUCCAGAAAACAAAGUAGCAAAACAAGCAAUAAUUUACAGUUCUAUGAUACCAGUAUGUGUAUUUUCAUGUUCUGUACUUAUUUCUCAGAGAUGGUCUCUGUCUCUUACAGUAUCCGCUUCUAUUUGUGUAGUAUAAUAGCAAUUUGUUUCACAUAGACAAAUACAUAAAGACUUAUUCUUAAAA